Anopheles aquasalis is the source of this 384-nucleotide messenger RNA. RefSeq lists its product as uncharacterized. Lineage: Eukaryota; Metazoa; Arthropoda; Insecta; Diptera; Culicidae. The record is from RefSeq and is a predicted model, not a curated record.
AUGAAUGUCGACAUCAGGCGGGAACUUAAGGAUGUGAAGCUAACGGUCGAGUACUACACGGUGUUUGGCAGUAAGGUGAGCCAGAAUCCGCUAGUGUCCCGAACGGUAGACUUUUGCGCCUUUCUGAAGGAUCCGGCGAGAAAUCGGUUGGUGAACGUGCUGUAUGAAGUCAUCAAUCGUAACACCAAUCUUCCCACCAAGUGUCCGAUGCAACCGGGCAUCUACUACAUUCGCGACAUUCGCCUUUCAACGAUUUCUCUGCCUGGAAUGUUGCCUGAGAGUGGAUUCGUAAUGAAGGAGCUGUUUGUUGGAGCGGGACCCCAGCGCAAACCGCUGUACUACAUUGAAGUUGUGGGCAAAAUUGUGCGAGUCAGGGAUUUAUAG